AUGAGGGGGCUUCGUGCCUGCUACCAACUGCUGCCCAACCAGGACAAGGAACUGUCCCUGAGAUGUGGGGAGCUGGUCAUAGAGAGGAAACAAGGCUGGGAGGGAGCUCCAGCAGUGGCCCUGGCCCUGAAAGAGCUGUGCAGGCUGCUGCUGAGCACAGCGAGCAGUGUUCUGCGGGACAGGGAGAGCCAGGAGAUUGGGCCCCCACCUGCCCUCUGGCCGCUGCAGCAGCCCUGGCACCUGCUGUACUGCACCAGGCAGGAUGGCUUCUGCCGGCAGACCCUGUAACCAUGCGCAGGCCACCCAGGCUCCCCCCCGCUGCUCAGCAGGGAAAUGGAAGCUCAGGCCUUCGGUGCCUUCUCUGCCAGCAACAGCAAUGGCUUCUACGGGACAAGGGAGAGCUUCUUCUUCUCUUUCUCCCCAGAUCUGAAGGUGUUCAGGUGGACGGGAAGGAACAACUUCGUGAAAGAGGAUGUGGACCAGCUGGUGAUCGGUGGGGGCAGCGAUAGAUUUGGGCUGUGGCUGGCUGGAGACCUGAACCAUGCGGGCAGCCACCCAUGUGAGACCUCUGACAAGACAUGCUUGCCAUGGGAGGUCUGUAUCCGGGACCUGGAAGAGUGGGGCCGAGCCUGA
This is a messenger RNA of Tyto alba (common barn owl), 633 nucleotides long. RefSeq names its product TBC/LysM-associated domain containing 2 (gene TLDC2). The record is from RefSeq and is a predicted model, not a curated record. Gene Ontology annotation, biological process: response to oxidative stress. Lineage: Eukaryota; Metazoa; Chordata; Aves; Strigiformes; Tytonidae. Gene Ontology annotation, cellular component: nucleus.